CUUYCGACUCAGUGAACUACGAAUUAAGGUGACGCAUCCUAGAAACCAUACAAAGCAACGCUAACUCAAAASMACUGAGUUUAAAAACUAGUCUAACAUUACUAUAUAGCUCAUCAAAGCCGUYUUAAAUGGUAGUUAAGUUUUCCAAAGAGARAGAAAUGUCGGAUUCAGAGGAAGAAUCGGUCGAAGAYGAAGGCYUGUACCUUGGUGARUACGAAGGAGAGCGAAACGAAGAUGAGCAGAGACAUGGCAAAGGCAAAGCUACAUUGCCUAAUGGCGAUAUCUACGAUGGGCAUUACGUCAAUGGAAAAAGGCAUGGAGAAGGAAYMUACAAGUUUAAAAAAGGAGGGAAAUACGUCGGCGGUUACGCCAAUGGUAAAAAACAUGGCGAAGGGACUUUUUAUUACCCCGAUGGCUCCAGAUACGUAGGGUACUGGAUAAACGACGARCGACAAGGCCAAGGGACAUACUAUUAUACAAACGGGGACACUUAUGAAGGGGAGUGGAAUCAAAAUCAAAGGCAUGGACAGGGCACAUAUACCUACGCAGAAACGGGCUCCAUGUAUAAAGGCAGUUGGAUGAAUGGACGUAUGGAGGGAGCUGGAGAGCUWAUUCACGCUAACCAUCGCUACACUGGCGUAAUGCAGCAAGAUUUACCUAAAGGAAGAGGGAAGUACUCYUUUGAUUUUGGCUGCGAGCAGAGAGGGAAGUACGARCUGAUUGAAGUMGUWCAAGAGACCGAGGAUCAGUUUGAAGGCGAUGAACAAGAAGAGAUUGUUGUCUUGGAACCAAAAUGGCGAUGCGAAGAUCUUGUACAAAAGGAGUAAUUAUCAUUCACCACUCUCUAGCUCRAUAACAAUUUCCUUCGUGMAAACUUGUCUAGGGACAACAAUUUUAGAAAAAGCUGUACAUAUUUCCUGAUAUACUUCUUUUAAUACUAAGAUUUUUUGUUACUGAAGCAAUGCAUGAACUGAAGUUCCUGUAAAGAAUGACUUUAUAAAGAUAUUAUUAUUUAUCGAUGUAUAAUAUA
This is a messenger RNA of Exaiptasia diaphana, 1030 nucleotides long. Its product is annotated as radial spoke head 1 homolog. The record is from RefSeq and is a predicted model, not a curated record. Lineage: Eukaryota; Metazoa; Cnidaria; Anthozoa; Actiniaria; Aiptasiidae. The coding region runs from base 129 to 827 and encodes 232 amino acids. The transcript is spliced from 2 exons. Gene Ontology annotation, biological process: spermatid development; axoneme assembly. Gene Ontology annotation, cellular component: motile cilium; nucleus.